Messenger RNA from Peronospora belbahrii, 480 nucleotides. The record is from the annotation of a GenBank genome assembly. NCBI's taxonomy places the organism in Eukaryota, Oomycota, Peronosporomycetes, Peronosporales, Peronosporaceae.
AUGUUUCGUGUCAAGCCAAGACCGAACGAUGGAGUGCAGCGGCCGAAUGACUUUCGAUUUGGAAAUUUCAUUUCAGACAACAUGUCCCCAUGGGUGGCCCGCUUAAACAAAGCCUGUAUUUCGUUCGGCGUUGAUGUUGUCGAGGGCGAUGCAUUUCUUGGCGGCCGUGGUGCAUACGGACGUGUUUUCAAGCUCCACAAGAUUGGCCUGGUCCAUGACGAUCCUCGCGUGCAAAAUGUAAUCGUCAUCGAGAAGAAUAACGUCUUUGAACGUCUUUGGAUUGAUCUGGUGGAAGUGAUGGAAGCGGAACCCGUGCUGAAACAAGUUGAUGCUGAAGUUCUCACACGGUCCAUUCUUCGUGUCUCUCAAUCCGAUUUGUUGCACUCGACACUGAAUCAGUCGAUUGACAACUAUGGCAGAAGCGCUACGCAAGAAAACAUCAAUCAUUUGGCCGAUCAAGUUUAUCAAAACUUAGCAUAG